Messenger RNA from Impatiens glandulifera, 933 nucleotides. RefSeq names its product ethylene-responsive transcription factor 11-like. The transcript has a single exon. Gene Ontology annotation, biological process: regulation of DNA-templated transcription. The coding region runs from base 178 to 714 and encodes 178 amino acids. The record is from RefSeq and is a predicted model, not a curated record. NCBI's taxonomy places the organism in Eukaryota, Viridiplantae, Streptophyta, Magnoliopsida, Ericales, Balsaminaceae. Gene Ontology annotation, molecular function: DNA binding; DNA-binding transcription factor activity.
AAUGUAAUCACGAAUGUACGGCAGGCAGCUUUAAGUAACAAACGCCGCGGCUGCGCUCUUCACAAGUCAAAACAACGCCCCAAAUAUCUGUUCCCACUUCAAUUUUUAUAUAAACUGAUCCACCAUCCCCAUUUCUCUAUUCCUCAUCUUCUCUUUCUCCAACAAAAUUUAAUACUCAUGGCACCCAAUGAGGAGAAGAUGAAGAAGAAGCCUUCUUCUGGAUCUUCUAAAUUGAGUGGCCAAGAGAAGGGAAUUACAAGAGAUAUUCGUUUCAGGGGUGUAAGAAAACGCCCAUGGGGAAGGUACGCCGCCGAAAUCAGGGACCCUAAUCGAAAGAUCCGAGUUUGGCUCGGUACAUUCGACACGGCUGAGGAGGCGGCCAGGGCUUAUGAUGCCGCCGCAAGAGGCUUUCGAGGUGCCAAAGCUAAGACCAAUUUCUCUCUUCACUUGUUGAGUCCUACUCGUCAGACUCAGACUAGCUUGGAGUUGGGCGGUGGAGAUAAUCUUAGAAACGCCGCCGCCGCCGCCGCGAUUUUACAAUCGCCGGCGGCGAGUAGCUUGUUUUAUUUUAACAGGAAUGAAGCAGUACCCAUUGUUACACCAGAUGAGAGCGAAUCCGAUUCCUCAUCUUCGUCUUCUGUCAUUGUUCUAAAUCAGAAAAUUCGGGAAUUUGAUUUGAAUAUUCCUCCGCCCGAUGAAGAAGAAGAGGCUUGACGGUGGUCGGAUAUUAUGUAUUGUUUGAAUUAUCCGAGGAAGGGAAACUAGUCGUUGGAGAAGUACUUUUGGAUUAACUGUCACCGUUAGAUUUACUUAGCCUUGCAGUUAGGGGUACCCUGCAGUUAGUCCGCCUCUUUUAUUUAGUUAGGGUUUGUUUGAUAUCUCUACUGCUCACAAAAUUUGCAAUCUUUCUAAGCUUCCAAUGCUUUAUUUUAA